This is a messenger RNA of Poeciliopsis prolifica (blackstripe livebearer), 6139 nucleotides long. RefSeq names its product stereocilin. The coding region runs from base 233 to 6064 and encodes 1943 amino acids. The record is from RefSeq and is a predicted model, not a curated record. Gene Ontology annotation, biological process: cell-matrix adhesion. Gene Ontology annotation, cellular component: stereocilium tip; kinocilium; cell surface. The transcript has 30 exons. Lineage: Eukaryota; Metazoa; Chordata; Actinopteri; Cyprinodontiformes; Poeciliidae.
CGUGGUCAGUGGUGGGAGGGGUGCCAGAAAGAGAGUGAAAGGUAGAGAAAGUCACAGCGGUAGUGAAAUAGAGACCCACUCAGAAGGAGGGCAGCGCACCGUGUAAUGGAUACUAUAAGUUUCAAAAGAUGCUGGAAGACACUUAAAGAAAAAAAUGGAUUAUUACCACUGGGAAGAAAACCCUUAAAAGAAAAAUGUGACACCGGUUUUGUGCUGCACGUGCUGGCAUGAGAUGACGAUGGUGAAGAAAGGGUCAGGAAUGGCCGCUUUUAAAUUCACAACCAUCAUAGUUUGUGCUGUUUUGGUUGGGCAGAGGACGGGAGGUGAAAAAGUGGACCACAGAGAUGCUCUCCUGAAGGAGAUUGUCUCAAAAUGGAGUAAAGAAGCAGGUUUGAGAGCCCCACCUGACACAAACAAGGACCAGUCUUUGCCCUCCUGGGCUAGAAGCAUUAUGGGGGGUUUAAAAACUCUGUUUCCCAGUAAGAACCUGCCUUCAUUAAACAAGCCAAUAGACAGACGCCGUCUCUCUGGAUUCCUGUACAACAUUUCUCUGUAUCUGCAAGAGAUGGGUGCUGAGCUGGAGGACGUACCCGCAGAGCAAGAUGAGGACCAGCUCUGGGAGAAGGUGCUCCAUUUCUUUCUCCAGUCUGAAGGCAACGCAGCCCUGAACCAGUGGAACGGCCGUGUACCGCCCAGACCCAGCGUUAAAGUGCAGGACUGGUUUUUGUCCCUGAGAGGAAGCCCGCACUGGGACUGGCUGCUGGGGCUCCUGCAGAGUCUCAUCUCUCUGUCCGAGCGUCAGCCCCAUAGACCCAUCUUGGCUUUCUUAUCUCAGAACUGGAGGACGGUGAGCGCUGUGCUGGAGGCGACACUGCAGGCUGUAAUCAGUGGGACUUACGGCCAGGCCAGCGCAGGCCUUCAGAGCUUCAUCUGUGCUCUAAAAGGUCGUAGCGAUUGCGCCUUCAGUGUUAGCUGGCUUCAGCAGCUGCUGCAGUUCCUGGAAACGCGCAGCUGGAAGCCAGUGGUCAGUUUGCACCCAGCAGGGGAACCUGCAGGACCCGGCCAGGGUUCCAGUGCAUUUGGACGCUUUAAGCCCUUCAGCUUGCCCCCUGAGGCCAUGUUGAGGCAGGAUGGGUUUUCAGCAAAUGCGUCUGCAGAAAGCACGACGGGCACAGAGGACGAGUUGGACUCGGUGCACAGCUUCCUGCUGCAGGCUUUGUCUCGUUCAGGUGGCGGGGAUCGAGGCGGGCAGCAGGCUCAGAAAAACCUCGCUCUCGUGCAGAGUUUGGAUGGACUCAGACGAGGCCUUCUGCACAGGGUGGGCAGUUCUGUCUACGGCAGCCUGCGGGAGAAAGUGUCACGAGUUACCCUGGCCAUACUCGAUGACGUGAGCGGCCUGGUGGAAGUGCCGCAGGCCAACUUUCAGGGCCGCUGCUCUGUGGGUAACUUAAGGCAGCUGAUCUUGUGGGGGAUAAGACAUAAUGUGAUGUGGAAUGCUCAGGCUUUGGGCGCCAGCUCUCAGGGUCUCCCAAGUUCACUCCCGUUUCUGUCCUGCCCCUCCACCCAGGAAGGGAAAUUACAGUCACCUCCACUGGCAGCUCAAUCAUCUUCAAAAAAGACUCCAUCUUCUCAGAAACCCUUCAAACAGACACAGAGUCGUAAACCCUCAGCUGCAGGUCCCAGACAGUUCACAGAGAGUAAGAGGAAGCAGAAACAGAUGGAGUUCUUCACCUCCACAGAAAUUCUUGAGGCAGCGUGUAAUGACUCCAUCCCAGGCUUGACGGGCGUCUCGAACUUCACCGUCUUCCUCUACUGCAAACUGUUUGAAGGGGAGAACGGGUCGGGUAAUCCUGCUGCGACCCAUUUAGGGCUCGAUCUGCAUGCUACUUGCUCGGAUGCAGCCUGGUACCUGUCUGCAGCUGAGGAGGACUUCUUUUGGGUCCAUGUCUGCACUGAGUUCUUUGCCCAUGAAUUCAACAACACAGUGUGUGCCAACUCUUCUUUCUGGCUGCAGAAAGCACAGCAGGCUGCAGCGCUACAGGACUAUCAUUUCUUUAACCACACAAGCAUCGAUGACCUUUGUGUGCAGCUGUCAAGAGAUGCAGCAGUGAAUCCAGAACUCAGUGAGAACUGUCUGGCUCAGCUGGGCAGCAGGUCGCUCAAUGCUGAAGCUUUCAGAAACUGCUUCCUUCCUAAUAACUCGGUACUGAUCUCAGCUCUGUGUGGUUCCCAGCAGUCCCUGCCAGAAGGCAGCUGGGCUGCAGCAUACUGCUCCAAGAUUGACAACCUCACCUUUGACGACACAUUCAGGGAGCCCUGUGAGUAUAGGGACUGGACUGUGGAAAGUUUCACCAACUUCACCCUGCUGGAGUUGUGUGGACAGACUCAGGGACUGAGAGAGCACAUGUGUUUAGAUGCUACGCUCUACAAGCAGUUGGUAGGACUGAUACCACAGUUUGCAGAUGUCUGUUCAGACCUGCGGGCUCGGCAGGAAAGCAGUAAGUGCCUUCUACAAAGGAUUUUUGACAUGCUUCCAGCACGAUAUGAGUUCGACACCUCCCAGCUGUGCGUGGAGCCGGCCCCAAUGCUGAUCGACCUCAUACACAAGCUGAGCGUCUGUGAGAUGGACGUUGGCGAGCGAGAGGGGUUUCUGGUGGUGCUGGGCUACGUGCUACGUGUCUUGGACUUUGUGGUGGGUCUGUCCUCGGGGCUGGACGAAGGGGAAGGAGAGGCGAGACAGGGUCUGGGCCAGGCCAUCCUCCUGUCCAGUCUCCUUGACAACACUUCCUGGGCCAGCUUGCAACCCGAGGCCUCCAUGAGCGUCCUUCACACCGUGGGGGUCUUCCUGCGCAGAGAGCAGAACGCCACCGUGAAGGAGGACCUGCUGAGCUGCUUCAGUCCCGUCCUCUGGGACCUCAUCCAGCAAAAUGGAAACUCGUCCGCUCUCAGGGUUCUGUUGCAGGAGUAUCUCCAGAUGCCAAAAGACAGCAUCCGUUCUCUGGUGAUGUCUGCAGAGAAAGAGGCUGUGAAGAGGUUUAUCUCACACAUGCAUCAAAGUUGGGAGCAGCUUCAAGUUGAAACCAGCCAGGCCUCUCAACAAGAGUUGCAGGCCAUGGAAACAAUGACAGCGGCUUUCAUCCACAAGUUCCCCAGAGUGACCCCAGAGCUCUUUGUUGACCUUUCUCAGUUCAUCCCCUUCAUGUCUGUUUCCGACAUAAUGAACUUCCCAGCCUCCUUGAUCGUGAACGACAGCGUGCUGACAGCCAUUCGUGACCACAGUGCAGAGAUGAAGUCGUUGCAGAAGAAAGCUUUUGUGAAACGACUGCUGCAGUCGAACACGGUGGGCGACGUGCCCACAUGGCCUCCGUACUUCCUCAGCUCCAUCCUCCCACUUCUGCCUUUCUUACCUGUCCAUCAUUUUCAGCAGCUGACAUCUCAACAGCUGUCUCCUCUGGUGGAGAUGAUAGGGAACAGCAGUCUGGAUGGCGUGCGGGGUCGCCAUGUGCUGCGGACCAUUUUUAGUAAGAGAAAGAACCUGACUGCUGAUGACCUGCUCAGAUUAGGAGUUCUUGCGUGCUACUUGGAUCCUGCAGAACUGGGUUUAUAUCUCCAGGACCCAGCUGUGUUCUCUGCUCUCUGGCAGCAGCUGUCUGAGUGCAUUUCCAAGGGGCUCAUCAGUUCCAGCGGCAGGCUGUCAUCCUGGUUGAUCCCAGCUGUAUCAAGCAGGCUGAACAUCAGCACCGUGACUUCUUCAGAGCUGUCUGCACUUAGUGGUUUGCUGCCCCAGUUAGGAGCCUCCUUCCUGCUGUCACUCACCUCACAACGACUGCGGGAAAUCCUGUCACAGCCGGGUUUUCACACAUUUUCACCAGCGCAGUCAUUUCAGAUUUUAUCCAAGAUCACAAAAGACGGCAAUCUUUCUGUGGAAAACCUGUGCAGCCUGAAGCCACUACUCUCCGGUCUCUUCCCCGCUGCGCUCCGAGACCUCCGGUGGACUGAUUUCAGUGAGGAUGCCCACUGUGCGUGCUGGAGAGGGCUGCAAACUGAGCUCAAGCCUGGACACAAAGCCAUGUUAUUCAAUGCAAUGCAGGAGACUCUCCUCAAAGACUCGAGGAACUUCUCUCAGCAGGCAAACUGUCUGCUUCCCUUUGUCCCUCUGAGAAAGCUGAUACCAGCUAUGAGUGGCGACACCAUUUGGAGAGGCAUUAGCGCAUACAGAGAUGUACAGUGGUCUCCACAGCAGGCUCAAUUUCUGUUCAGACAAAUCAAUGAAUUCAAAAACAUCACCAUCAAGACGGUGAAAGAUCUGGGUCGUGUUGCUGCUGGAAUGAGUUGUGACUUUGUGAGGCGUUUUACCAACCACACAGAUUUUACUGAGCUGCUUCAGUUUUUGACUGAUCUACCUGGAGGUCCAAGACCGGCUCUGCGAAAAUGCCUUGUAGAUGAGCUGCGGAAAACACCUGAACUUGACUUCGGUUCUUUGAGUUCUGGGUUUGCAGCAACAUUGCCGGUAACAAUGCUGGAGAACCUGUCAAAUGCGUCUGUCAGAGGAAUCCUGAGCCACAUUCAGCUGCACUUUCUUGAUUUCCUGAGACUGCCUCAUUAUAAACAGACAAAUUUAGCUGAGAAAGCCUUAUCUGAGCUGGGUUCUUCUCUGGCUCAGGGGAUGAUUGAUGGCGCCCUUCUGGACGUCCUGGGGCCUCUGUUGCCAUUUUUGGACAGAGACAGUCUGGCUCUGGUGGACAGAGGAGCGCUGGCUCUGCGGCUGGAAGAGAUGAGGAGUUUCUGCCUUCCCAAAGAGGCGCUCAGAGACAUCAGUGACCUUCUCACUCAGAGAGAUUUGCUUGGAAAUCCAUCUAAAUGGCAGGUUGGGGACGUUGAACAUCUGGGAAGGUUGGUGUUUGCUCUCUCAACAAAACAGAUCAACUCCAUUCCCCUGACGGUAUUAAACAAGACCACAGUGGAGCAGGUUCUGGUGGGUCAAAAGCGCUGGGAGGAAAGUCUGGUCGGUGGGAUCUGCAUCAGUCAGUGUGUGGACCAACAGUACCACAGAAAGCAGACCUGGAGUCUAAUUCGAGGAAUUGUCAAAGCACGAAACCGGAGAGCGAAAGUGCCAGUUCCAAGCUGUGCGGACGUCAGAGGAACGUUCCCGUCUGCAUGGACCCCCACCCAGCUUCGCCGCAUGUCCCUGGAUGAGCUGAAGGCGUGUGUUGAGGUUUUUGGUCGGGAUCCGUCGCUGAGCUCUGAGCAGCGACGGUCGCUCUGGGGGAAGCUCAGGCAGUCCUGGAGUCCGGCGAGGGAGCUGAGAGCGGAUCAGGUGCUAGCUUUGGGGUCAUUGCUGACAGAGAUGGGAGACAGAGAGCUUCAGGACACCAACCUCACUGAUCUGGGCGUGUUGGUGCAUCUGGGCUCACUCACCAACUGGACCCCUCGAAAAAUGAGAGCGGUGGUUUUAAGUGUGCUGCGGAAAAGCGGACUGAAAGUGGAACAUUUAUCAGUAGUCGAAAUGGCAACGCUUGGCCAUCUGAUCUGCGGUCUGAACCCCGCAGAGAUUAAACGUCUGAGCCCCUACAACCUCAGCGUGGCCGUCCUGUUCCUGCGGGAAGCGACCCUGCCCUGCACGGAGCAGCAGAUGGAGGCGCUGACAAACUGCCUGGCCAGAGCCGAGGCCUUUGGUCCUGUCAGUGCUUGGGGGCCGGAGAUUUUCACUGAAAUCGGGACGCUUGCAGCGGGCCUGCCUGAUAUAGUGCUGUCAGCUCUGCUGCGAGAACAAGUGGAGGGAAUCACCCCUGAAGCUGUAGCGCUGAUGUCUCCAAAAAAAAUGGCAGUGGUGUUCAGUGCAGUGCAGUUAUCGUGGCUGAGUGCAGAGCAGGCGUGGGCCGUCACAGAGGAGCAGUGGGCAGAGCUGGACGCAGAGCAGAGGCACGCUGUUGGACUGGCUCGCUACGAGGGAGACGUCCUGAUGGAGCUCAGAGGACGAAACUCUUCUCCAUCAGUCCUGAACACGGACAGCUUCGCUCUGUGCCCACUGGCUCUGUGCCUUUUGUUACAGCACCUAAUUUAAAAUGAUGGGAAAAAAAUUGAUCCUCACAUUGACUUCUCCUGGUAUUAUAUUUGUAACGCAAAUAAAUAUUUUCAA